GCGAACUUACAUCACUGCUUAUCUUGCGUAGGCAUGUUGCAAGACCAUUAUCCCCCGGAACUUCCGGGGACCGGACCUACAUAUCGCGGUAAGGUACCGGGCUGGGCCGGCCAGGGGCGUGAUCUACGGCAUACUACUACUAGAUCAUGUCUUACAAGCUCAUGUGGCACUUGACAAUGACAGACUUCGGAAAUUUAUAGCCAGCAGAGGCAGAGCUGUACGAGACACAGAUGAAGCUAAUAUUCAUGCCACAUGUAGUAAAGAAGCUAGAACUCUAGAAGAGGUAAUUUCAUCAGAUUCAAGGCAAGCCAAGACCCAAUAUCAUCUGACUGAAGUGAAGACGUCUGAACUUUGUCUUUGUGUGACUGAGACCUUCUUCACAUUUUCGUCAAUGUUUUUAUACUAUAGUUUACGUUCUUGCUGUCAAUGUGAACAAUUCAUACUUAUGAGUGAAGAAAAAUCAGCUUCUAGUGUCGAUAUUGAAUUUGUCAACUUGUCAAGAUGAGUUACCUGUCAAACCCUCUGUUGACGGGUUCAUUGUCAUCCGGUCUAACAGCAACAAAGCGAAAGGCAAGGGAUGACGGUAGCAGUCAAGCGUCGGUCCCAAGCAAGCAGGCGUCCACUGGAAUGUCCCUCCAAAACAGUAGCCUCCUCCUUGGAAGCUCCCUACUUGGUGGCGUCUCCAAGAAAGAUGGCAAGUCCCAAUUCGGGCUGGGCAUGAAGUCAUCUAUCCUGGGCACGAAGUCCCCACUGAUUGAAAACAAGCUGCUCUCUUCUGCAACAGCCAAUACUGGUUUGCAUAGUAAGCUCCAGGGCAGCUCUGGAAGAUCCCUUCUAGCAGGUGGAAGCUUGCUAUCGAUGGGCAGCUCUCUCUCAUCAUCAUCCUCUUUAUCAGCCUCAGGGUACGGCAGCAUCCUGAAGGGUUCCCAGAAGACCCGCAGCUUGAGCCGUAGCAACAGCACCCAAGCUGAGGAGUCCAAGACCAAGAAGAUCAAAGCCCAGCAUCUUCCAGAGCAGUUGAAGGAGGACAAUAUCAUUGACCCAACCCUUACCACAUGUGAGCUGCCAGACUACGAUUUCUCACGACAGCUUCCAGUUGCAAAGCCAGCUGUGCAGGAAUAUGAUCACCAGUUUGAGAAGCUGGACGUGGCCAAAACUCUGACAACAAAGCCAGGGGAAAAUUACUCAACAAAAUUAAAGCAACAGUUCAUCAAUGCUGUUAGUGCUUCCCUGAUCGGUGGCCCAAACUUUCAUGAGCGUGGAGAUAGCACAAGAAAGAAUAUCAACAGGCAGGCCACUUCCAUCAUCAACGAAGAUCCUGAAUUUAUUCUAAAGGUUGCACUGUAUACGAGGAAGGAGUUGAAUAUUCGUACCACAGCCAAUUUCCUGCUAGCUCUUGCGGCCAUGACCCCCGAAUGCCGACCUUUUCUCAGGAAGUAUUUCAGCUCCAGCAUUGCCCUGCCAUCUGAUUGGAUAGAUGUAGCAGAACUUUACCAGACAUUCCAUGAUAAGAAUAUCAACUACGGAUCCCUGCCAUCGGCCCUUCGCAAGGCCAUGAUUGAUCGAUUUCCUCGCUUUGAUCAGUACCAGCUUGCAAAGUACAACAAGGACAAGAAGAAGAAGAAACCCGCUGCCAAAACGGACAAGCCAGCCGAGGAAGAGGACCUCCCGGAUGAUAGAGAUGAUGGAGAUAGUGAGAACAGUGAUACUGAUGAAGAGGAGAUGGAGAGAUUGAGCUUUACCCUCAAGCAGUUGAUCCGAAAGCUUCACAUCAAUGAUCCAGUAGACAGUGUCAUGUGCCUCCUUGGAAAGAGGUACCCUGAAGACAUGGAGUCCUUCUACCAGAGCCGUCUUCCCGGUACGUGGGACCCUGAGAGGGCGGGUAAGAGGAUGAAGCUUCCUACCCCAGAGACCUGGGAGACACAGGUCUCACUGAAGGGCAAUAAAGCACCGGUCUGGGAACAACUCAUUGACAACAAGAAACUGCCGUUCAUGGCCAUGCUGCGCAACCUGCGCAACAUGAUAGCUGCCGGGAUCAGUGAGAAGCACCACAAGUGGGUCCUCUACAAGCUGACCGACAGAGGCUCGGUGGUCAACAGCAAGCAGUUUCCUUUCCGGUUCUUCUCGGCUUACGAGGUGCUUCAGAGCAUGGAGCGUGAACUGGAGAAAGCAGAUAAACUGAAAUUGCAGUUGGCCUGUGGUGUAAGACCCCCUCAACCAAGAGGCAAGCGGGCCAGAAAGGAAGACCAGGUACCCAAGUGGAAACGUGCCAAGAUGGAGAAGAAACUCAGUGAGCUGCCAUAUGACAUUACCAUCUUGAACCGCUACCGCAAGGCCCUUGACACUGCAGUCAAGAUCGCCACCAGUUACAAUGUGAAGCCAAUCCCCGGCAAGACGCUUCUGCUUUGCAAUGUUGGUAGUUAUAUGGAUACCCCUUGCUCCUCUGCCAAGGGGCUUGGAAAGAAGAGAACUGUGUUGGAGGUCGGUAUCCUGUUGGGUCUGAUGUGCAAGUAUUCCUGUGAGCACUGCGACAUGCGCAUCUUCGCCAGCAGCGCCCAUUCCGCCGUAGAGCUGGAAUCUGGCACCAUCCUGGAUAACAUGACCAGCGUCUUGAGCCAAGCCCGGAUCAUAGCACGCCAAGAAGUACAUGGGCAAGGACUAGAUCCCACCAUUCUGGGGGAAAUUCUGAGAGAUAGGGUCGAGCUGGAUAACCUUGUUAUACUGAGCACCUCCUCUGCGCACGGAGGGAAGGAAACGGAAAUGAUAUCUGAAUUCCUGUCCAAGUAUCGGCGUGUCGUCAAUGAGAAUCUGCUCUACGUCAAUGUCGACUUGAGCGGAGGCAGAUGCAGUAUGACUACAUCGGACACUCCUUCCCAUCCAAACGAUAUCUUCAUUGCGGGAUACAGUGAUCAGAUCUUGAGGUUCAUCGCUGAGAGGGGCGAUACUGGACAGGUCACUCACGUCCAGAACAUUGACAAGGCAUACAAUCUCACUGAUUGCAAGAUCAUUGGUGGAAAGAAGAAAACUCUGGUUUCUCCAGAGAUUCCUUUAGCUCUACCGGCUUCCCAACAGACCAGAAGGCACCAUACUUUACGUGUCUUCAUCUCCUCCACGUUCCGCGACAUGCACGGCGAGCGCGACCUCCUGACCCGGUUCGUCUUCCCGGAAUUGCGGGCCAAGGCGCGCACCCGCUUUGUCAACCUGUACGAGGUAGAUCUGAGGUGGGGAGUCAGUGAGGAACAGACAAGACACAGCAGCUCUGUAGAGAUCUGCUUACGGGAAGCCAAUCGGUGUGAUCUCUUCAUCGGCAUCCUGGGAGAUCGCUAUGGUUACGUCCCAAACGACUACCCCGAUAUGAGCGACAUUGAAGACUUCGACUGGCUGUCGGCUCAUCCCAAAUCGCGUUCAAUCACCGAGUUGGAGAUGUAUCACAAGGCUCUCAGAAACUGGGGGACAAGCAACAAUGCUUUCUUCUUCAUCAGAAACUCAGAAUUCAUCAAGAAUGUCCCAAACAAGUUGAGAAGUCAGUUUGUUGAUGAGAAUACCCAGAGGAAGGAGAGACUCGCCAGCUUGAAGGAUACCAUCCGUACCAGUGGCUGUGAGGUCUUUGACGGUUACCCAUGCCAUUUUGGUGGGGUAGUAGGCGGUAAGCCAGUUGUCGUGAACCUGGAGGAGUUUGGCCGCCGUGUCAUCAACAAUAUCUGGAACUACAUCAAGCAUGCAUAUCCAGAAGAUGGUGAGAUCCUUGAUGAAGUAGUUCAUGAGAGAGCACAGCAUGACAUGUUCCUCCAGUCACAGCUAGCAACCUUUACCGGUAGAAAGAACCAGGUCAAGCAGUGUUUGGAUAUCAUCAAGAAACCUGAGACAGGGUUGUUGAUGGUCACAGGAAAGCAGGGGUGCGGCAAGACGGCUUUACUGGCCUCUGUAGUGGACACUCUACAGAGCAGAUCUAUCCAUCCCAUUGUUCACUUUGUCGGCGCGGUGCCAGGAUCAAGCCACGUGUCUCCGCUUCUCAAGAGACUCUGCAAUGAGCUCGGCCGUCGGUACGGUCUCCAGAGCCAAGUUCCUCAAGAAUACAAGAACCUGGUAUCUGAAUUCCCAAGAUUCCUAGAGGAAGCAGCGAAGCAUGUUGACUCAGCAAACAAGCUGAUCAUUGUUAUUGAUGGCGUGAGCGGUAUGGACACAUCUCACCAAGCCCACAACCUGGACUGGCUACCACAGAAUAUCCCUCAGAAUGUGGUAUUUAUCUUGAGUGGAGUUGCGUCAUCACCAGCCCAUGCCGCUGCAGUCAGACGCCAGGCCACUGUCAUUGAACUAGGACCCCUAGACCUGAUGGACAAGGCAGAGAUGGUCAGAAGAACACUGGCUGCCCAUCACAAGACACUGGAUGAAUCACCAUUCAAUAACCAGAUGAAGCUACUUGUAUCAAAGAGAGAGGCCAAUCUACCUCUCUUCCUAAAGCUAGCAUGUGAGGAACUGCGUGUCUUUGGAGUGUUUGAAGAGGUUUCCACUCGUCUGAAGGCGAUGUCACACACCAUAGGGACACUCCUCCAGGAGGUACUGAAGAGACUGGAGGAUGAUCAUGGUCAGGAUAUGAUUACUGUGGCCCUGGCAUUGCUGGUCUCUACAAGAGAUGGAUUAUAUGAGGAGGAUCUGCACUGCCUGCUAAGUCUAGACAGACAACUCAAUCAAAGCAAGUACACCUACAACCAAGUGAUAAGAACAGGCCUGGGUCCUGAGGUCAUGCUACCUCAAGCUGAAAUGUCAAGAUUAGUACGAGGGAUCAAAUCACUGCUGGCACCUACUGGCGAGCACAGUGACCAUAGAUUAAGGGUCAGUCAUGGUCAGAUAAGCCAGGCCAUUGUCCAGCGCUACAUGAAGGGGGCUGCCAGUGAACUCCAAAUCAGAACUCACGCAUUGCUUGCAGGUUACUUCAAUCACCUAUCAAGGACUAAGAACGCUGCAUCUCCUUGGUGUACAGACUAUCCCCAUGCUCUCACUGAGAUGCCAUAUCAUCUAGUACAGGCUGGAUUGUUUGCUGAACUCAAGAAUGUUCUGUCGGAUCCGUUCUUCAUCCAGGCCAAGUGCUCCUCGGGGCUGACGGCGAGUCUCCUGGAAGAUUUCCAGGCUAACACAUCCACCACUUCCAAGGCAAUCCUUCGGGAACGCGAGAAAUUCUUGACCAACCCUCUCAUCACCGGCUUGCGCUCUUUCAUCUCUCGACACCUCCACAUCCUGACCCUCUGCCCAGGGUUGCUAUGGCAACAGGCAAUGAAUGAACCAAACAACUCCCUCGUCCGCGAUGCCAUGCUGGAAUCUGCGGGAUCGGGAGGGAAGGGUAUGGUGGCUUGGAGGAACAAGAGAGAAACUGCCGAUGAGUGCACCAUGACCCUGACAGGGUUCACCGAUGCUGUGCUGUGUGUAGCUAUAGCUCCUGGAGCUCAGGUCUUUGCUGUCGGGACCAAGAACUGUCAGCUCAAGCUAUUUGAGAUGGAAACUGGCAAGGAAUUGAAGAGCUUCAUUGGCCAUUCUGAUGCUGUGACAUCUUGUUGCUUUGUUGGUAAAAGCCGUCUUGUGUCGGCCUCACGUGACAAAACACUGAGUCUUUGGGAUGUGGAGCAGGGCUUCAGGGUCAACACGCUGAAGGGUCACAGGGGGCUCGUCAGGUGCAUCUCCGACUCCAAGGGGGUCAACCUGGCUUCCUGUGGCUGGGAUUGCCUCCUGAUCUGGGACGGCCGCAGCGGCAAGCAGACCUCGGACAUCACCGAGCCACGCCCCAUCAGCUGUCUGUCCUACCAUCCAGAUGGGAAGCUUCUCGUCACCGGGUCGUGGGAUGCCACGCUGAAGAUCUGGGAUACCUUCAACAAGAAGAGGGUGGCUAUUCUGCGCGGUCACCGUUCUUCCGUCCGUGCCGUGACCUAUUCACCAACUGGUCGUCACAUUGCAUCUGCGUCACUAGAUGGCGCUGUCAAACUCUGGUCGGCAGACACCGGAACACAGGUCGGCAGUCUGUGCGGCCAUUCUCAGCCAAUCAACCAUAUUGCUUUCUCAAAGAACGGGAGGGAGCUGGUCACUGUGAGCAACGACCACAAAACAAAGGUUUGGUCUGGCAACCUCGGUAAACAGCUGGCUACCUUCAAGGGCAAGGACCAGUCAGCAUCCACCCAAGCCACCUUCAGCCCGUACGGCGAGUACGUUGCCAUGGGAUACCAUUCCGGAGAGGUCAAGGUCAUCGAAGUUGCCAGCAAGCGCGAGGUCUUUGCCUCGGUGCUAAGGGAGUCGCGGGUCAAAGGAAUCGCCUGGUUGGACGAUAGCAAGGAUGGUUUGACCUUCUUGGUGGGUUACGAGAGCGGACAUGCUGUGAUAAUCAAGGGGGUUGAUAAGUCCAAAACAACUGUAGUCCCACUCAAAGCAAAUCAUGCAGCCAUCACCAGCCUGGCUUACUCCAACGCCACCCACACAGCCGCUAUCACCUACGACAACAUGUGUGUCGCCCUUUGGUCAUAUCCGUUGGCUGCCAAAGCCGGCGCAAAGGAUGGAAUCCCACCUACAAGCCUCCUGCAUCCUAAGUGUAAUGGAGUCAUAACAUGUUGUACAUUCAGCCCAAGCGGAGAUAGGCUGGUUCUAGGAACAAGAGAUGCUAUGUUGUUUGUUUACGAAGUAUGGGAAUUAAAUUCAGAAUCUCAGCCUGUCCUUCAUCUUGAUAACUGUCACAAAGAUUGGAUCAAUUCAUGUGCUUGGUCACCAGCCACCAAUGUCUUGGCCACUGCAUCCAACGAUUCUACCAUUAAACUAUGGGACAUGAAAACAGGAAAGGUCAAAUCUCACCUCAAAGGUCAUCAGGCAGCUGUCUACUCGGUUGCCUUCUCUCAUGGGUGUGUUGUAUCGGGAUGCCUGGAUGCAUCGGUCAAGGUCUGGUCUCAUCGUGGUGUGGAGAUCACCACUCUCUAUGGUCACUCACAGAAGGUCAACAAGGUGGACAUUCAUAUACCAGAAAGAGGAAGCAAUGUUCCUGCAAUAGAUGUCGAUAGCGAUGAUGAGUGGGACGACACGUCUGGAGCCAACUGGUCAGAUAUGAUGGCAGAAGAAGAAUGGAAGAAUCGUCAUGAGAAGAAGAAGUUGGACAAAGAUGCUAAUAUCAACCUGGAAGAGAUAAUGAUUGCGUCGGCCAGUGAUGAUGGUACCACACAGUUAUGGAAACCCCUACAGAGUAAUGAAUUGACCACGCUGAUUGGUCACUCAGACCGGGUGUUGAGUGUUGCUAUGGCAACCAGCGGUCAGGUGGUCACUACCUCCAUGGACUGCACAGUCAAGAUUUGGAAGCCCCAGCUUUCUCCCGACCUCGUCCACGUAGGAGCCCACGAUGCCGAGGUAUCAGCCGUUGCCAUGUCAACCAAGACUAACUUUGCCGUCACUGCAAGCAGGAAUGGCAGUGCUUGUCUAUGGAAGGUGAAUGGGUCUAACAAGGGAGAAGGCCAAUCAAUGACACUCCUUCAUUCAUGGAUGGCUGCGGAGUGCGCCAUCAAUGCAGUUUGCUUCAUUGGAAAGCAUAUGACCCUCGCCUUGGGUAAGGAUGAUGGCAUCAUCACACUUUGGAAGAUACAAGAACUCAAGGACAAACCCGGAUCAUACACAACCUUGCAAGGGAACAAUCGUUUCUUGAAUGUGUACUCCUUCACCUCCAUGUCGAGCCCGGUGACCUGUCUCAGGUACGAUGAUGCUCAAGACAUCCUGUACGUCGGCACGUGGAGCUCGGUUAUUACCCUAAGGGGUUUCACCUCCAAUAAGAUCAAACAGAAUGCAAAGGGGUAAUGUACCUGCUGGGUAUUGGAAAUGACCUUGGUCAAGGAUAAAGGUGUCGGAGCAUCUCUUACUGAUGGCAAGGUGGUGUGUGGCAAGGAGAAAACUAUUGGACGCUUGAUAUAUGUGAGCUGUUCAGUCCCAGUCUCCUGGUGUCACUCCUUGAUCGUUUUCUCUCCUCAAAUAAGCAACCCUAGAGGAUUCCUGGUUGGAGAUUCUGAUGGUCAUGUGAUGCAUGUUAGUGACAACAGGAUGAUCAAUGUGAUCAAACAGCUGAAGGGAGCAGUGACUAGUCUAGCUCUCAGCCAGGAUCACAUCGUUUCAGCCUCCAGUGACGGCACAGUGAAGUUCUGGAACAAAGACUUUUCCAAACAGGGAAUUGGUUUAUAUUUAUAUCGGAAGUACUCCUCUCAAUACAGAUGUAGAUGCCAUAUGUCUAAUGAUUAA
Lytechinus variegatus (green sea urchin) is the source of this 8247-nucleotide messenger RNA. RefSeq names its product telomerase protein component 1-like (gene tep1). Gene Ontology annotation, molecular function: protein binding; telomerase RNA binding; telomerase activity. Gene Ontology annotation, biological process: telomere maintenance via recombination. Lineage: Eukaryota; Metazoa; Echinodermata; Echinoidea; Temnopleuroida; Toxopneustidae. The record is from RefSeq and is a predicted model, not a curated record. Gene Ontology annotation, cellular component: telomerase holoenzyme complex.